Microcebus murinus (gray mouse lemur) is the source of this 2215-nucleotide messenger RNA. NCBI's taxonomy places the organism in Eukaryota, Metazoa, Chordata, Mammalia, Primates, Cheirogaleidae. The record is from RefSeq and is a predicted model, not a curated record.
AGAGGCUGGGACGGGGUAGACAAGGAGCAGAGAUUGUUAAAAGGGUACAGAGUCAGAGGUAGAUAGGAGGAAUAAGUUUAUCCUUGAAUUCUUAAUCCCCUCCCCUGAGUUUGUCACUCCCUCGUAUUUCUUGUUUCAGCAAGUAGCACCGCCAUUCAUUUCUAAUCCUGGGGCUAACUCUUGAUGCCUUUCUUUUUUUCACCACCAACUUUAAGAAAGGAAGUAACCAAGUCCAAUGCCCAAGCAAAUGCUGCUCCAUCUCCGAUAUCUUUGUUAAUUGUCCACUUUAUCAACCCAGCCAGGGCCACCAUCGCAGGUCACUGGGGCGGUUGGCAAGAGCUUCCUCACUGGACUUCCCCAUCUAUUAUUGCCCUUAUCUAAUCUAUUAAUAGUCCUCUUACCACUACACACAGAAUUAUACUUUUAAAAGGUAAAUCUGAUUGUCAGUCCCUUUAAAAAAGUCUCUCAGUAGCGUGGCACAUCUCAAAUCGAGUUGGCUCUUCAUAUUCCCCGCGCACGCCGCGUGCAACUGUCCGUCCACACCGAGAGCAAGCGCGUUGUUGGCUAGCUACCCACGCGCGCAUUCUUGCAAAGCGGAGAAAGUCAUGCACGGGCGUGCGGAAGCCGAGCUGCUGCCACGGGGGACCUGGAAGCGCAGGUCCCCCUCGCACCGGCGCGGAAUCCGUCAGGCGGCCGGAGGGAGCACUGUCCCGUUUUGCUGCUUGUACCUGGGUCCCUAAGGUGGGCGCUGGGAGCGAAACUCCUUAGAAGCAACGCACAUGCAGAGUAAACAAGACUUUGCCCACGAAGGGGAAGCUGCGGUCAGUCGCCUUUUGUCCCGGAACCCCGGAACCCCGCAGCCCUCCCCAGCCUCUGGGCGCGGAGCCCGGCGAUUGGUCUCUCUCGUUUUCGCUGCGCUGUGCUCCUUACAGCGUCCUCCCUCCAGGUCACAUCUGGUCUGCAGAUGCGCUCGGGGAGGAUGCCGGAGCCUGCCGGGCCGCCGGCGCCGCUUCUCCGCUUCUGCUGCCGAGGAGCCCCGCUGGCGCUUCUGGUGCUGCUCGCGCUGCCCGCGGCCUGGGGUCAAUGCAGUGCCCCAGCAUGGCUUCCAUUUGCCAAGCCUACCAAACUAACCAAUGAGUCUGAGUUUCCUGUUGGGACAUCUUUGAAGUAUGAAUGCCGCCCUGGCUAUUUUGGAAAACCGUUUUCUAUCUCCUGCCUAGAAAACUCGGUCUGGACAGGAGCUAAGGACAGGUGCAGACGUAGAUCAUGCAAAAAUCCUCCAGACCCUGCGAAUGGCAUGGUGAAUGUGACACAAGGCAUCCAGUUUGGAUCCACAAUCAGUUUUUCUUGUGAUAAAGGGUUCAUUCUCGUUGGUUCUUCUUCUGCUACAUGCAUCAUCUCGGGCAAUACUGUCGCUUGGGAUAACAAAGCACCUAUUUGUCGGAAAAUUCCCUGUGAGCCGCCCCCAGCCAUCGCUAAUGGAGAGUUGGUCAGCAGUGCAGACUAUUUUGAGUACGGGAUGGUGGUGACCUACCGCUGCAGACGUGGGAGCAGAGGGGGAAAGGUGUUUGACCUUAUGGGCGAGGCCUCCAUAUACUGCACCAGCCUGGACGGUCGAGUCGGCGUCUGGAGCGGCCCUCCCCCUCGGUGCAUCGUGCCUAACAAAUGCACGCCUCCAGACGUGCAAAAUGCAGUGAUGGUACCUGACAAGCGAAGCCUGUUCUCCUUAAAUGAAGUUGUGGAGUUUAGGUGUCAGCCUGGCUUUGUCAUGAAGGGACCCGCCAGAGUGCAGUGCCAGGCCCUGGACAGAUGGGAGCCAGAGCCGCCCCGCUGCUCCAGGGUAUGUCAGCCACCUCCAGAAAUCCCACAUGGUGAGCACACACCAAGCGACAAGGACAAGUUUUCCCCUGGACAGGAAGUGUUCUACAGCUGUGAGCCGGGCUAUGACCUCACAGGGCCGGCGUCUCUGCGCUGUACACCCCAGGGAGACUGGAGCCCCGGAGCCCCCACCUGUGCAGUGAAAUCCUGUGAUGACUUCCUGGGCCAACUCCCUAAUGGCCGAGUGCUGGUUCCACUUAAUCUCCGGCUUGGGGCGAAGGUGUCCUUCGUUUGUGAUGAAGGGUUUCGAUUAAAAGGAAGUUCCGUGAGCCAUUGUAUCUUGGUUGGAAGGCAAAGCCUUUGGAAUAGCAGCGCUCCUGUUUGUGAACGUGAGUAA